Molecule: messenger RNA, 939 nt
Organism: Phaeoacremonium minimum UCRPA7
Lineage: Eukaryota; Fungi; Ascomycota; Sordariomycetes; Togniniales; Togniniaceae
Product: putative 60s acidic ribosomal protein p0 protein
Exons: 3
Coding region: 1-939 (312 amino acids)
Biological process (GO): ribosome biogenesis; cytoplasmic translation; ribosomal large subunit assembly
Cellular component (GO): cytosolic large ribosomal subunit
Molecular function (GO): structural constituent of ribosome; large ribosomal subunit rRNA binding
Source: RefSeq, a predicted model, not a curated record
AUGGGGGGCAAAUCUAGCAACAAGGCCGGCUACUUCGACAAGCUCAAGGGCUUGUUGGAGGAGUACAAGUCCAUCUUCAUCGUCUCCGUCGACAAUGUCUCUUCCCAGCAGAUGCACGAGAUUCGCCAGGCCCUCCGUGGUGAUGGUAUUGUCCUGAUGGGCAAGAACACUAUGGUUCGCCGUGCCCUGAAGACCUUUAUCCCCGAUGCGCCCGAGUACGAGCGUCUCCUGCCCUUCGUCAAGGGCAACGUUGGUUUCGUCUUCACCAACGCCGACCUCAAGACCAUCCGUGACAAGAUCCUGGAGAACAAGGUCGCCGCCCCUGCCCGUGCUGGUGCCGUCGCCCCGGUCGAUGUGUGGGUUCCCGCUGGCAACACUGGUAUGGAGCCCGGCAAGACCUCCUUCUUCCAGGCUCUCGGUGUCCCCACCAAGAUUGCUCGUGGUACCAUUGAAAUCACGACUGAUCUGAAGCUCGUCGAGGCUGGUGCCAAGGUCGGCCCCUCUGAGGCCACCCUGCUCAACAUGCUCAACAUCUCUCCCUUCACCUAUGGUAUGGGCGUCACCCAGGUCUACGACCAGGGCAACACCUUCCCCCCUGAUGUCCUGGACAUCGGUGAGGAUCAGCUGCUGAAGGCCUUCUCCUCGGCCAUCACCACCAUUGCCUGCAUCUCCCUGGCCCUGAACUUCCCCACCCUGCCCUCCGUCAUCCACUCCAUUGUCAACAGCUACAAGAAGGUUCUCGCCGUCGCUGUGGAGACCGAGUACAGCUGGCCCGAGAUCGAGGAGCUCAAGGACCGCAUUGCCAACCCCGACGCCUACGCCUCCGCUGCCCCGGUUGCUGCCGCUACCACCACGGAGGCCGCUGCCGAGGAGAAGGAGGAGGAAAAGGAGGAGGAGUCCGACGAGGACGAUGGUGGUUUCGGUGGUCUCUUCGACUAA